Molecule: messenger RNA, 1720 nt
Organism: Lytechinus pictus (painted urchin)
Lineage: Eukaryota; Metazoa; Echinodermata; Echinoidea; Temnopleuroida; Toxopneustidae
Product: homeobox protein ceh-37-like
Exons: 2
Coding region: 783-1427 (214 amino acids)
Biological process (GO): regulation of transcription by RNA polymerase II
Cellular component (GO): nucleus
Molecular function (GO): RNA polymerase II transcription regulatory region sequence-specific DNA binding; DNA-binding transcription factor activity, RNA polymerase II-specific
Source: RefSeq, a predicted model, not a curated record
AGAUGGAUAGAGAACAUGACUUGAUGGAGGUUGGGUUUGAAAAAAGCGGCGGACUGGUUGGCGAAGGCAAGCGGGCUGUACGUUGGUUUAUGGUCUUGUGCUGGGGAGGGGGCACCGAGCAUGUUUUAAAAGAGUAUUUAAAGUUCGAAGUAGGGGGUUUGAUUUGACCUUUACGUCAUCAGCUAGACACAUUACCAAACAAGUUAUUUUGUCCAAUUUUGUUUCAGACUGACGGGCUGUGAGGAUUGAAUAACCAAUUAAAGUCUACAACUUAGAUGUCUACAUAUUAGUCUUGAUGGUGAAAGGUAUACAUUCACCUUACAAUAGACACAUUUUCCAAAUAUCCGUCUCAGGGGCCAUAUCCGGAGUUCACUAAUCCUUGCAUUGUUUCGCGCCAUUCUCUUUGAUCCUUUAUAAUCUUCCCGCUGCAAAGCGCGCGGCACGCGCCGAACAGGACAUCACCUUUUCAAAACGGUUCAAUUGAUCACUUUUAACCAUCACCGAAUUCUGUUUUAUCUUGAAGACAAUCAGGAUUUUUUUUCUUAGGGAUCGAACCUUUAAUUAUCUAGCACAUCCUUGUGGUUUCAUUGGAUAAUGCCAAGCGACCAAUCAAAACAGGCAUAUCAAAUUUGGCUUUUUGCCUCUUUUUGCGAUUCCUGUUGUAAAGCCCCCAUUCUACCGAAGAACACCGUUUCGUAAGGACCUUGAAUUGAUCACCAACAAGUUUUUUUUUUAAUUGGAAAAGUACAGUUAUUUCCCUUAAAAAGAUAUCGAACUCCACUAUGAUUACCACGAUGCUACCAUUGAACUCUAAACUAACGAAGAAGCAGAUUGAGAUUCUCGAAGCUGAAUUCGUCAUCAACACACGCCCUGAUAUUACUACUAGAGAUCGCUUGGCAAACACUUUGAAGAUCAGUAACCUCUUGAUACAUGUUUGGUUCCAGGUCCGUCGCCCAAGACUUCGUCGCAACCCCUCUCAGAGGAGAGUAUUUCAGAAGAGCAAAGUGGACACCUGCACCCACCAACCCAGUCAACUCUCUAUUGCCAUCGAUGAAUCUGACGUAACGGAGUCAUCUUCAGACGGAGCUGAUCAACCCUUAGAUCUCUCCACGGCCAGUCGUAAACGAAAGUCCCAAGACGACAUCAAUGACAAAGAGAUGCCUCCUCAUCCCUGCAAGAAACCGACCACCAGUCUGCCAUCGAUGAUCUCGCCGACCCACCACCCUACUGUUCGCGGCGCCAACCAGUACGGCUCAUCAGUUGACACACCGAGCGGCGCCGGCAUCAUCAGUCCAUUAAUGUCGGUUGACUUUCUCUCCCGGAGCAGUCAUACAGAAAGGAUGCCUUGUCGUGACGUCACACAUCUCUACAGAACGCCGAUGUUUUAUCCGUCAUCUGCAGUCCCGUAUUUGAUUUACUACCAAUGAUAAUAUAAUUAACAACUGAGAAGAACUUUUUAUGAGCAACAUAUAACAAGAUCGCAGCCAAAGAUUCUUUGAUAUAGAUGAUUGGUCUUGGAGGCAUUGGACACGUUUUUUGGCGAGGGACAUUUUCCAAGUUGAGUGUGGUCUUUAUUUAUUGUUUUUUGGUAUCCGAUGAUUUUUGAUAAUUUUUUAUGGUCUCUUAGUUGAUUUUUUUUCACAUUUGUCCUGUUACUUAACAUGUCAUUUAUGUAUGGUUUCUCGAAUGGAAUACCAGAUGAAAAUAUUUUCAUAAUAAA